AUGAGCAAAACUCAACUGCCGAAUUGGACAUGUCAGCUGAGAAUGGCCUAUAGAAACUCGUCGCGGCAACGAAGGUUCACUUAUAAGCAAAAUGCGGUUAAAAUAGAGCAAGAACGAGCUAACAACCUAUAUGACCUCAAAAAUGAGCAAACGCAGCAGAAAACGGUGAUUUUACCUGCCAGGCUCGAAACCAUGUCUGUUGCACACUUGCAAGCCGUUUUAUGGGAAGAUACUGUUCAGAGACAGGCUGUAGAACUCCGAUUUGAAGUGCGCGAUGCCCAUCGUUACCAAAGUCAAAGCAUAAAUGAUUGGGUCACCAUAAGAAAGUUCUUCAAGAACCGAAUUGCACCAGUGUAUUCCAGUACAGAGACCAAAGGAACAUAUAUGAAGGACGGCAAGGACGGCAAGAAUUGGGAUCGCUUCCUAAAACUAACUACCUCUGAAGGCGAACAUUUCGAGGUACUGUGGCCGCCUUUUGAGUUUUCCCUGGCAUGCAGGGCAAUCGGAGUAACUGAUAGUGAGAGUUACGAUAAACUCAGACAUCAAACGACUCAUCACCCGGUGACGGGAGAUGCCUUACCUUUUUUGAAAAUACCCGAUAAUUCUGACGUCAAAGCCAAUUUCAUAGCAUUGGCACCACAACUAGAUUGGCCUCGAUGCAAGCCGGUCGCAAACUCAUUGGGUGCGGCAGCCGUCAUUCCAUCACGUUGCUGUAACUCAGCGGAGAUUUUGAAAGUAAAAAUGUGCUGUGUCAAUCAGGAUUAUGUGGAAACGAAGAAGAACCGUCUCAUACCAUUGAGACCUGCCGAGGGCUUUAAGAGUGAUUUGAAAAGUACGUCCAGGGUAUUCAAAGCUCUUGAAACGGGCUCUUUUUUCUCCUCGGGAUCUAUGAAAAAGUCCAUGUGUUCAGCCGAUAUUCUACGGGCAACAGUUCUUUCAAACAACAUCACGGAAUAUCAGUUGAAAGCAGAGUAUUGCAAGAUUUCUGUUCUCUAUAGCAUCUUUGAGAACAUGCAAAGACUUCGAAGACGGCUGCGAAACGUUGAACUCGACUCUAAAGCGCUAAAUCUUACCUCCUGGGACGCACAAAUUCUUGCUGACUUGGAAGAGUUGAAUGAAGGUUACUCGGAUAGAGACAUAAAUAAUUUGGUAAAAGCGAAAGGUUACUUCGACAGUUUCCUAGCUCGCCUCAAUACCUACAAUGUCAUCCUCAACGCUGAACUGCGGGGUGCUGCUAAAAGCGCCUCGAAACCUAACUUCGAACGUCAAAAUACCAUGAUACAGGUUCUUGGAACGGUCUUUUCAGAGUGCUCUGCUAUAAAGAGUCUUUAUCCUAACCUUUUCUUCGAAUUCAGGCGUGCCACAAGAAAUUUGGACUCUGUAACCUCUCCUAGCCAGGAUCUCAAAAAUAAGGAAGAGGGGUCACGAAUGGUAGAAACUAUUCGGGCCAUUUUGGAAUUUGAAAAUGAAGUAUUGGGACCGGACGAUACACCGCGUGGCCAUCGAUUGGUCUUGCUAGUUCCGGAGCCUCUAGCUCCCGAUACUGCACGCCUGUAUCAAUUUUGCACGCGGCUCGAGCUCCAAAUCACAACGUCAUUGGAUGCCGUUAGGAAAGUGGACAAUUCGGAAUGCAUUCAGAAAAAGAGUAUCGACUACGAUACAAAUAUUUACUUGUAUGAAGAGAAGCGUUUGGACUCGAACGUCAGCGAGCUGCUCGAAAGUCUUGCCAAGGAUGCAGCUUCGUCGUGA
Molecule: messenger RNA, 1749 nt
Organism: Lachancea sp. 'fantastica'
Lineage: Eukaryota; Fungi; Ascomycota; Saccharomycetes; Saccharomycetales; Saccharomycetaceae
Source: the annotation of a GenBank genome assembly